Molecule: messenger RNA, 4582 nt
Organism: Astyanax mexicanus (Mexican tetra)
Lineage: Eukaryota; Metazoa; Chordata; Actinopteri; Characiformes; Acestrorhamphidae
Gene: dcun1d2b
Product: DCN1, defective in cullin neddylation 1, domain containing 2b
Exons: 7
Coding region: 834-1568 (244 amino acids)
Biological process (GO): positive regulation of ubiquitin-protein transferase activity; protein neddylation
Cellular component (GO): ubiquitin ligase complex
Molecular function (GO): ubiquitin-like protein binding; ubiquitin conjugating enzyme binding; cullin family protein binding
Source: RefSeq, a predicted model, not a curated record
GUCUGACAGCAGAGUUUAGCUAGUUAACCUCUGUAGUGAACGAGUGUUUAAACUGACAACAACCCAGCCCGAGUUACCAACGGCUCUCCCACCAGCACCCAACAACCAAACUUUAAGUUUUAACACUUUUUUAAUGGCAAAUUCAGGCUGUUUGAGUUUUGGGUAGGUGAACAGCACCCGCUGGAGUACUUCACUGUGCCCGUAGAGCUAAUUCAGUUAGCCCGGUUAGCUAAUUAAUUCAGAGAAACCGAGUUUUGUUUUACUUCCGAAACAACCCGAGGCGAUUGGGUGGCCGUGUGUUUUGUCGAAUUGUGCUACCCGUCGAUAUGUGCUUCUUACCACCAGUGCGCAUGCGCGGACCCACAUUUUUUACGUUUUCAUGUGUUUUUAUGGUAAUUCUGCUUGACUUUGGUGCAUUAAACCACCAGAGCACCCUGGCAUUAUUUGCCUGAGUGAUCCAGAUGUGUAAAUGACAGCUAAGUAAAAGUUAUAAUAAAAAAAAUAAAUACAUUAAAAAAGAUAAACGAGCUCUAGCUAAUUACCCCUAUUCUCUUACCUGUGCCCUGAUCUAUUCAUUCAGGCUUCCUUAAUAACACAGUCAGACUCCUGCAGUGAGGAUUUUCAUAUAUGGUGCUUUUUCUGGUAUUUUUAACGUUACGUUUAAAAAUAGACUAGCGUCGCACGGUUUGACAGGGUAGCACAUCUCGUCAGAGCGUGACUUGGGUUGUGUAGUUCCAGCUCCACAGCGAGCCGCUGUCCACACUGUUUUUACACAGAUUUUUUUCUACUGGCAUAAGCUGAAGUCAUCACAAAAAGACAAGGUCCGUCAGUUCAUGUCCUUUACCCAAGCCGGGGAGAGGACGGCGGUCUACUGCCUCACACAGAAUGACUGGAAACUAGAGGUGGCCACAGACAACUACUUCCAAAACCCGGAUCUCUACUACAAAGAAUCCAUGAAAACCACAGUGGACCGUAAGAAGCUGGAACAGCUGUACAACAGAUACAAAGAUCCUCAGGAUGAGAAUAAAAUUGGUAUUGAUGGGAUUCAGCAGUUCUGUGAUGACCUUACUCUGGAUCCGGCGAGUAUGAGUGUUCUGGUGGUGGCCUGGAAGUUCCGGGCAGCUACACAGUGCGAAUUCAGCCGGAAAGAGUUCUUAGAUGGCAUGUCCGAGUUGGGUUGUGACAGUCCAGAGAAACUGAAGGCAAUCUUACCUAGACUAGAACAGGAGCUGAAAGACUCUGGAAAAUUCAAGGACUUUUACCAGUUUACCUUCAACUUUGCCAAGAACCCAGGCCAGAAAGGCUUAGAUUUAGAAAUGGCUGUAGCCUAUUGGAACCUAGUGCUGACAGGACGGUUUAAGUUUCUGGACCUGUGGAACAGGUUUCUAUUGGAACAUCACAAACGAUCCAUCCCAAAAGACACGUGGAAUCUCCUUUUAGACUUUGGAAACAUGAUUGCAGAUGAUAUGUCAAACUACGAUGAAGAAGGAGCAUGGCCGGUUCUAAUAGAUGACUUUGUGGAAUUUGCUCGGCCGAUCGUUACGUCGGGCAAGCGCAAAAACCUAUAAUCACCACCCUACCUCUCGGAGAGGGAAGUGGCAUCUUAUCUCUCUGUUCAGACUUUUUUUGAUAGAAAAACAAUAUUUAAAAACAAACAAAUGCAAGACAUUUUUAAGUUGUGCGUCUGUGCUACCAAACUCUGGUUCAAGAACAAUGCCGAGCUGACCGAGCCUUAUCAGGAAUGAGUGAGAUUUCUUUGGAGCACAUCACCACCAGGGGGCGGCAGUGAACUGGCCCCAGUGACCCGACCUGGAGAAACCAUUAUCAUCCAUCUUGAGUGGACCUAGCCUCAAGGUCAUUACGGCAAUGGACUUUAUGACCCUGCCCUGCACUGUCCACCGCGCCGCGGUCCAGGGGUGACGCUCGCGGUGUGAGAGAAUCAAUAGCAUGUGGAGUCCCGAGGCCGGGAGCCCGUUAAGGAGUGUAAUAUAGGGUUAUAGAUCGUGCAUGUUGUUUGUGAUUGAUGCACAGCUUUUAGUUAAGCUGGUCACAGAAAAUGAAAGCAAACUAAGGAUCUGGGGAAAAUUUCAUUCUGCAGCAUCAUGUACAGCUCCUGUGGUGUCAUAGCGCAUUGUUAAGAUUAUGCAAGAAGAGUAAAGUUCUUGCGUUCAGGUCUGUUGUUGUCCUGCAGUGUAAAGCCUAAUUUCCUUAUAUUUGAAAGAUGUGAAGAACACCGGAUCCAAUUCCGUAAACAAGUCGUUCAGAAUAAGGCCUGUCAUGAUAAUUCUGUUUCAAAUCUUUUUGUCGUUCAAUAUAUAGAUAUAUUCUCUAUUUUUUUUGCUGCCCAUGGUAUUCCCUAUUGUUUUUUUCCCCAAGAGAGCCUAUUAAAGGAGAAAUCUGGUGUGAAAUUGAUUUGGGUUGUAUUGAAACAUGAAGAUGGGUACAAACUCUUGUCAAGUAGCCCAUUUCCGUUCUCCCCCAGCAUUCUGAAAUACAGCACUUUUAACUGAUGCUCCCAAAAGGCUUACAGUGCUAGCAAUAGGGGCAUAAUGAUGCCCAUGCAAAGAAAUCAAACUUAAAGUAGUUCCCUGCUUCAUUGGUAGAAUUCUGAGGAUCCUGACAUGUAAAACAAGGCACUGCUAGUUUAUUUAAAUGCAUUAAAUUAAGUACUGUUAAGUAAUAUUUUUGGUCUUACCAAAGAUAAGGCUUUUUUUUUUCAUUUUGUGCUUUGGCACAUACAAGUCAAAAUUUGGAAGCAUCUUCUUAUUCAACGUUUUUAUUUUUUAAAUGAAUAUAAAUGUAAAGUUGCUAUAGUUUGAGAAGUUUGAGAAGGUAACACUUUACUUGGAUGGUCCGUUUAAUAAUGCUCAACUGACAUUUACCUAACAUUCAACUGCAUGUCUAUUACAUUAAAUGAUUGAUGGUGAAAUUAAAUGAUUCUCUAUCGAAUGUAACCCAACAUCCAACUCGAACCCAAACUGUCCACUUCAUUGGUAGAAUCCUGAGGAUUCUGACAUAUAAAACAAGUCACUGCUAGUUUAUUUAAAUGCAUUAAAUUAAGUACACAGUAAGUUAAAUGACAAGGUAGGAUAGAGGAAUAGAUUACAAAAUGCCUUCAGUGGAAAUUAAAUGAAUAUUGAAUCUACUUAAAGUUUGUUAAUGGUGGUAAAGUAGUGAUUUCUUUGCAUGGGCAACUCUAUGCCCCUAUCACUAUCAUUGUAAGUCUGUUGAGAGAAUCAACUAAAAGUGAUGUAUUUCAGAAUACUUGGAGUGAACAGAGUUGGGAUUUUUGACAAAAGUUUGUACUCGUUAUCAUGUUUCACUACAACCCAAGUCAGAAUUUACACUGGAUUUCUCCUUUAAUGAGAAUAUGCUGGUAUUUCAACUAUGUUAAAAAGCAAUUUAAUUUCUGUUUUAUUAAGGAUAUUUUUAUAAAAAUAUAUUCUAAUUCCUAUUAAACAUUUACAAAAUGGUCUUAAAAUCUCUUCAAAGUAAUUUUAUGAUAUUGUUUAUCGCAAUUAUAUCUGGGACAAUUUUUCGUCCAAACAAAUAGUUAAAGUAGUAAUAUGUAUAUAAUAUAAUAAUAUAAUGUAAUUGAAAUUGUCAUGACAGGCCUAAUCAGAAAACACCAUGCAGCCAUGCUCAGAACACCAGCAUAAGUCAGAUUGCUACAGUUCUUAAAUUAUUAUCUAUAUCUAAGAGAUGUGUACAUAAAUAUUGCUACAGAAAGACCAAUAAAUAUAGAUACAUUCUGUUUAUUAAUAUGACAAAGUAUUUGGACUAUUUUCAAUUUUAUCUUAAAAAAAAAAAAAAGCUUGGAUGCCCUCAUUGUGCUUUUUCACAUUUAAAAAACAAUUAACAUUGGUUUAAAAUUUAUUUUUUAAGUUUUCUUAAGUAGCAUUUUUUUUAAAGUAGUUUUUAAGUAGUUUUCUUACAUAGAAAUAAGCAUAAUUUCUGACAUGCCAAAUCUUGCAGUAUGCACAUUUUGCAAGCCUGGUGAUAUUUGAACAACGUUGAAAACGGACAGUAAUUAUAAAAUGUUUAGAAAACAGUGAUUCUUUUUGCUUUUCUGUUCACACUGACUUUGCAUUCUUAUUGUCUUAAAACACUAACAAAGAUUGUAAGAAUUCAUUUAGUCAUUGAAUAAUGAUGUCAUACUUUUUUUUUUCUUAUUCUGCAAACACUUGCAGACACACUACAGUUCACUGACUAGAAAACUCAACUAGUAUUUCUAUAGAUUUUAUUUAUUGUUAUCAUUUUUAUAAUUCUGGACCUGGUGCUAUGGUGUUCUGGAUCUCCUCCACUGUUACUGUUACAAAUUGCCAUUUUUUUGUCCAGUCUUGUUUGUUGUACUUCCAUCAUAAAUGAGGCAAGACUCCGCAUAACAUUGUCCUCACAUGGUACGCCUUGCUGAGUGUUCUGUGUUGGGACUGUUGAUUGAAUCAGUAUUACUGCAUAUGUAAAUAAAGAUUAUUUAAAAAAGGAAAAGCUUAAUCUCCAUCAUCAGAGCCAAACCCCUAUGUUUGAUUGUGGAGUAAGAAAGGUGUUCAAUAAAGCAUGUUUUUAACAAAAGACGACAAAA